Molecule: messenger RNA, 3448 nt
Organism: Macrosteles quadrilineatus (aster leafhopper)
Lineage: Eukaryota; Metazoa; Arthropoda; Insecta; Hemiptera; Cicadellidae
Product: collagen alpha-1(I) chain-like
Exons: 18
Coding region: 1-2916 (971 amino acids)
Molecular function (GO): extracellular matrix structural constituent
Source: RefSeq, a predicted model, not a curated record
AUGUCAUUGACUGAAAUGUCAACCUUUCUUGCAUGUGAUAAUGCAUUCCAUACUGGUCCAGCGUACUCCACAGCCAACACACUGAGCGCUAAAGCUGAGGUUCUGAGGACAUUAGGGUUAGCACCCCAGCAUCUGCUGGGUUUGAGAGGACCUAUAGGUCGAACAGGAGCGCCAGGAAAGCCGGGUAAUCCAGGAGAGCGAGGGAUCCAAGGAGCCGAUGGGAAGCCAGGGGAUCAGGGACCUCAGGGACUUCAAGGACUUCCUGGACCUCUGGGUCCUCCAGGAGACAAGGGAAUAACAGGAGAACCAGGAAAGGAUGGUGAGCCAGGACCACCAGGAAUGAAUGGACCCCGUGGAGAUCCAGGAAAAGAAGGACCUCCAGGUAUACAAGGACCUCCGGGACCUGCAGGAUUAGAUGGGGAGAGAGGAGCAGUAGGUCCACCAGGUCCAACCGGUUUCCAAGGCCUGCCUGGUAUAUCCGGCAAUCCAGGAUCGCCCGGCAAGGAUGGAGAGCCGGGAAUCCAAGGGGCCCCGGGACCACCAGGAGCUGCAGGCUCGAGGGGGGAGAGAGGGUUCCCAGGAGAGCGGGGUCCUGUGGGCCCCGUCGGACCGGCUGGGUCUCGUGGGGAAGCUGGUGCACAAGGUAGCGAUGGUCCCCCGGGUCCGCCAGGAGCUAGAGGUGAGAAAGGACAUUCAGGACCCCUUGGUUUGGUGGGUCUACCAGGAAUGAGGGGAAUGCCGGGGCCCUCUGGAGAGAAAGGGGAGAGGGGAGCUCUGGGGCCCGUAGGCCCUGAGGGGCCUGCAGGACGGCAAGGUGAAAGAGGGCCUCAAGGAUCAGUGGGGCCUCAAGGGCCUCCAGGUGAACCGGCAGAGAGAGGGGACACGGGCCCCCCAGGACCCCCUGGAGAGGUUGGUGCCCCGGGAAGUCCAGGAGAGAGGGGACCAAUGGGUCCACAAGGACUGCAAGGGUUCUCUGGACCACAAGGUCUUGUAGGACUUCCGGGAGUGAAAGGGGAGAGAGGACUCACCGGUUUGAAGGGAGAGCAAGGCAAUCCAGGACCUGUUGGAAACCCAGGAGAGUCAGGGCCACCUGGUCUGGUUGGUUUGACAGGAGCCAAAGGGGCAAGGGGAGAGCCGGGAUCCCGGGGAGAGCAGGGGAUGAUGGGUCCUCCUGGAAGACCCGGAGAGGCGGGUCAGGCUGGUCAGCCAGGGACUCCAGGUAGUCCAGGACCUUCAGGAGUUCCAGGGAUCAAAGGAGCACCAGGAGACGUUGGUAGACCAGGACAGCCGGGCCCCGCAGGACUACCAGGUCCUCAGGGGCAAGAGGGAGUGAAAGGAGAGCGAGGAAGUGAAGGGCCACAAGGAAACCCAGGGCCAGCUGGUCCUCAGGGCCCCCCAGGAGAUAGGGGCCUCCCUGGACUACCAGGCCCCACUGGCCCUGCUGGGGCCAGAGGACUAAGAGGCGCACCAGGAGAAUCAGGACUACCUGGAAAACCUGGUUUAGAAGGGUCCCCAGGACCCCAGGGUCUUCCAGGAAAUCCCGGACCACCAGGACCUCUUGGAGAGCAGGGACCAGAGGGGCCACCCGGAAAAAUAGGACCUCCUGGAAUAACUGGCAGACCUGGAGACAAAGGACCCAUAGGAACACCAGGAAAUCCUGGGUCCCCUGGACCUCCAGGACUAACAGGUCCUCCAGGAUCCAGUGGUCCCCCAGGUGCAGCUGGAGAAAGAGGUCCAAGGGGCGAAACAGGUCCUCAAGGAGUUGAGGGACAAGUGGGUCCAAGAGGAAAACCAGGACCACCAGGACCAGAAGGGGUGAAAGGAGAGAGAGGGGAGUUAGGGCCCAAGGGAUCAAAGGGCCACAGAGGGCUUAAUGGUCUUCAAGGACUUCCUGGUCUACAGGGUCCUGUGGGAGAGAAAGGAAUAACAGGAGCUCCGGGAUUGCCGGGUAAAGAUGGGGAGCCUGGUCUCCGGGGGACGCCUGGCAGAGAUGGUAACCCAGGACCUCCAGGCAUCAUGGGCCCUGCUGGUCCCCGAGGUCCCGCGGGAGAGGCUGGUAAGGAUGGUUCUCCGGGAAGUCCAGGACCUCCUGGACCACCGGGACCUGCCGGGGAACCUCUUGGAUACGACGCUGCUGCGUUGGCUGCGCUCUUGAACCAAGGAUCGAGCAAGGGCCCAGACCCUCUCAGUGGAGACGAGCCUCCUCGCUUGUUUGGCAAUGAUGUUACAGAAGAGGAGAGGAGAGCGCUAGUACUCAAGGCCUACGAACACCUCAAGCAGAGUUUCGAGCGCUUCAAGAAACCCGAUGGAACAAAGUUCGCCCCAGCCAAGACUUGCAGAGAUCUUGCAGUUGCUUAUCCCAACCUGCCAAACGGAGAGUACUGGGUGGACCCGAAUGAAGGAGACAUAAGGGACGCCAUCUUGGUACAAUGCGACAUUGAGAAAAGACUGACAUGCCUACUGCCACAACCAGCGGCCAGUCCCCACAUAACACAUCUUGGGGAUGAGCAGGAGUACUGGCUCUCGGAGCUUGACGCAGGCUUCAAGAUAAACUACAAGGCAGAUAGUAACCAAAUUGGUUUCCUGCAACUACUAUCUACCAGUGCAAGUCAAAAUCUGACCUAUCAUUGCCUCAACUCGGUGGCUUAUUUUGAUCUGGAGCACAAGACCUAUAGACGAGGCCUGAAACUGUUGGGCUGGAAUGACGCCGAGAUAAUGCCUAGAGGAAAUGCCAAAUUCCGGUACAACGUAGAUGAUGACGAGUGUCGCUCGAGAAAGCAAGAAUGGAGUCGUACAACCAUCAGCUAUUCCACUGACCGAGCUCUUCGACUGCCUAUCACUGACAUUGCCUUGAGGGACAUCGGCAAAGCCAACCAGAGCUUCUGGAUACAACUUGGCAAAGUCUGCUUCAAGUAGUCUAAACUUGGCAAAGUCUGCUUCAAGUAGUCUAGCAAAGUUAAGCUUAGUCAACCAUUGUGACUUAUCUUUGUAAAGACUGAACAACAUAUUUGUACUUCAUCGGUUAUUAGUUUUAUUUAGCAUCUUAAUUCAAAUAUAUCUUUUAAUACCUUCACUUGGAAACUAAGUCUGAACUAAAAGCAACUUAUUAACGCUUCAGGGUUAGUAUGUUUUAAUUAGUAAUGUUAAAUAAUCUCAAUACUCAUAUUAGGCUCAAAUUAAACAUGCUGUUCUUGUAUUAGUAUUCUGUUAAAAUGUAAUUGCUUGAAACAGGUAUAGAAGACAAUUGUUUAAAAAUUGAUCAAAAUAGUUUUCUCACUACAAUGGUGCACAAUUAGUUAAAAUAACAUAAAUUUGUAUGACAUUGUGGUAGUUAGACAAUAUCAAGCUUAACCUUAGACAAGAAUUUACCUCCUGAUAAUAACUGCCAAAAUACUGCCAUUGUGUUGAACGCAGAUCACUGCCAUAAGUGUAUGUAUAUAAUUUUGUA